AUGUGUAUUUCAAGGAAAAAUAUAAUUUAUAAACCACAUGAUUGCGUUCCAUUACCACCACCAGAUUUUAAUUCAUUUUAUCAUAAAGGAAAUCGUAAAUACAUCAAUCCAUCCAGUGUAAUUCCUGUUGACGAUGAUGAAUUCGAUAGAAUACAACAACAACAUAUUAUUUAUUACAAUGUUUGGAAGAAUCAUUUUUCUGCUCCCGUAAAUGAAUUAUUAAAGACGGAAGGUACAAAAGUACUUGAUGUUGGUUGCGGUCCUGCAAUGUGGAUAUUAGAAAUGGCGUCACUAUAUCCAAAAUCUAGAUUUACAGGCGUGGAUAUUGUACCAACAUACCCUAUUCACACGAAACCUUUAAAUGUCGAAUUUCUUCAAGCAAAUAUAAUUAAAAAUGGCUUACCUUAUGAAGAUAAUACUUUUGAUUACGUAUUUUGUAGACUAGUGAAUUUUUCAUAUACUAUUAAAGAUUGGAAGGUUGUUAUUAACGAAAUAUGUAGAGUAUGUAAAAUUGGUGGUUAUGUCGAAUUUAUGGAAAAAGAUGUUAAAUUUGAUAUUAAAAAUGAAUAUACAAAGAAAGUAUUUUCUCGGUUUAUAAAGAAUUUACAAAAAAGAAAUAUUGAACCAAUAAUUUCAUUAAAGAUAGAACAAUAUAUAAAGGAAACAAAUAAUUUUCCAGUUAUAAAUCAUGAAAAAAGAGAUGUUCCGACAGGAGAAUGGGGUGAUAAUGAGAAUGAUACAUUUAAAAUAGGUAAAAGUAAUAAUGGAAUCAUCAAAUGGGGUGCGGAAAAUAUAAAAAAUAUAAUGAUAGAAGAUGGUGAUUAUGAUGAAAAGGAAUGGAAUCCAAUCGUUAAUAAUUUUAUGAAAGAACUUGAUGAAAAACAUAUUUAUGAUAAUAUUCAUAGAAUUUUUGCUAAAAAAGAAACAGAAAUUAAGGAAGUUUGUGAAUGUAGAGAAUGUAGACCUCCACAAUCUUUACGUCAAUUAGAGCAUUUAUCAUCUACAGGACUUUUUUUCAAGUUUAAGUAUCAAAGAUUCAAAAAAUUUAUUAAAAACAUUGCAUAA
Molecule: messenger RNA, 1065 nt
Organism: Rhizophagus irregularis DAOM 181602=DAOM 197198
Lineage: Eukaryota; Fungi; Glomeromycota; Glomeromycetes; Glomerales; Glomeraceae
Molecular function (GO): methyltransferase activity
Source: RefSeq, a predicted model, not a curated record